This is a messenger RNA of Linum tenue, 1419 nucleotides long. NCBI's taxonomy places the organism in Eukaryota, Viridiplantae, Streptophyta, Magnoliopsida, Malpighiales, Linaceae. The record is from the annotation of a GenBank genome assembly.
AUGGAAGUUCUGGAUCUGGAUUCAGAUUGCUUUUUGGUCAAGCUUGACAAUGAGCAAGAUUACUUUCGAGCGCUCACUGACGGACCUUGGGUGAUGUUCGAUCAUUACCUGGUGGUCCAACAAUGGUCCCCCGACUUUAGUACUUCCGAUCCUCUUCCCAAGACCAUGAUUGUUUGGGUGCAGUUUCCAGCGCUCAAGGUCCACUUUUACCACAAAGAAGUGCUCACGGUUCUAGGCAAUCUGAUUGGGCGAACAAUCAAAUUGGACUACCACACGCUUACCCAGCAAAGAGCUAAGUUCGCCCGGCUGGCCGUGGAGGUAGACCUUUCCAAACAUUUGGUGCCGAGAAUCUUUCUCGACGGCCGCUGGCAGAAAGUUGAGUAUGAAAACCUCCCGUUGGUCUGCUUUGAAUGCGGGAGAAUUGGUCACAUGAAGGCUCUUUGUCCAUCACUCCGACCGGAAGGUUCGGCCGGCGAGAUCGUUCUAGCCGGAAGCCUCUCGUCGACGAUGACGCGUCCGGCAGAGGUAGAAUCAAACCUGGGAUUUGGGCCUUGGAUGUUAGUUACCAAAAAAAACUGGCGGAAUUCAAGGGACAACCACAAAAAAGGUAAAUCAGAGAUGGAAUCAGGAAACCCGAAUCAGGCCAACGUUUCGAGGAAUAACAAGAGUGUCGGGAAGAAUAAGGAAAGUGGGGAAUCUACAGUUCACUCCCACCACAAAGCUGCGACCCUGCAACGGUCUCUGCCGCAGGACGGGAAAGGAAACCCCUCGAAGAAAACAGGGGAAGCGGCGGACAAGGGGAAAGCUAAAUUGGUUUCGGAAGUCUCGGGUAACGGUAAGGGCCUUUUAGGCUUGGCCCCAACCCUGAUUACUCCUCUGGCUACUGGGCCUCGGCCCAAGGAAGAUGCAAACCGGGCUUCUACUUCGCUCUCAACCGAUGUUCAUCAGGUGCAAUCUAGUGGACCCUCCAAGGCUCUUGUGAUAGAUGGACCGAAGAUUGUCAACUCACCCUCACUUCAGCCAAUGGCGUCGGAUACGGUCAUUGGGCCUAAUGGAACUCACAUACAGAUCCCGGAAAUACAAUCCCCUUCGCGGAAACCUUCUCGGAAACGUGAGAAAACAACAACGACGACUAAUGAGAGGUUGAAGCAGACGAAAAACUCGAAGAUGAAAUCCAAAAAGCACUCCCUGAUCAAGUGCAAUCCGACAAAGCCCCUGCAGAUUUGGUCGCCGGUCAAGGACAAAAAGAAUAGAUCAAAGAAUCGGACUGCGUCGCUCACGCUCCAGGACAUCAACGCGUGGACCGGGGCGGUGGAGAAUGCGGGGAUGUUCAAAUCUGGCGAGGAAGGUGUGACCCCCAUGUCGGAGCACCCUCUGACUAGUCAGGUUGCGGUCGUCGGCGACACCCAGCCAUCUUAA